AUGCAUCAAGGGAACAAGAAGGGGGGGAAGCAACCGUCCGUCGCGAAGCUAGAUUUUCCGGAUAGCGAAUCAGAGGACCGCAUUAGCAUAGAUGAGGAAAAUGUGUGGGACUCGGACAUAAGCAUUGCAGACGAUGACCUUAUAUUAGGCGAUGAUGAAAAAGGAGAAGCGGAAGCGAAACCAUCCGGUGGAACCAGUUCAGGGGAUGUGCUUAUGGAGGACACUUCCAGGGUGGAACACAGUGAAGACGUAAAUGAUCGACACAUCGUGGGGGACCCCCCGGAAGGGGAUAAUCAAAGGGGAGAGAGGAAACAGGGGGGAGUCUUAAAUUGUAUCGAAGAAAUGCCUAACAAGGAAAAGAAUCAGCAGAAGCAGACCCAUAAUACGGAUGAGCAAGUGAACGACGAAGGCUCUCCAAAUGUGGACCUGCAUGGUGAUGAACAAUUUAUGGGCAAUUCGCCCAAGGGGACAAUUGAGGAGGAACCCUUUUCUCCCCUCUCACAUGGAUCAGAAUAUAUCGAGGAGGUAUGUCCCCCAGAUCGAACCAACCAGGAAUGUGUGAAUUAUGCUGCACAAACGGGUAUGGUCAAAAUGGAUAUAUUUUUGGAAAAAAAGGGUGAAAAUCGCCUGAAGAGUGCAGGUCAUGAAAAUAUAGGAGGAAAUCUCCAAAAGGGAAGCUACAGAUCGGAUUUUUUGCCUGAUCAGACUACUCCACUGAAUGUUUCGAUGGAGCAAAGUGUGGGAUCCUCUCAACUGUGUGAAGAACAACCCCAUAUUGCCACACUAGAGGGUGGACACAAGCACACAGAAGUGGACUCCAUCACGCAGCUGCAGCAACAGUGUGAGAAUUUAAAAAAAAAAUUAGAGGAAUAUGAGAGGAGGAACGAAGAACAAACAAGUGCGCAAAGUGAACUGAUGGAAAAACUGAAGACGUACGAGAACAAUUGCAACGAAAUGUAUAAGGAAAACAUGGAAGGCAAAGAAAAUUAUGAGCAAGUUAAAACGUAUUGUAAUCAAAUUAGCAUCAAAUGCGAUGAGUAUGAAAAGAAGUUGCAGGAGGUGCAGGGUCAGAUGGAAAAAAGUAAAAAUAUGAUUAAGCAGAAAGAAGAAGAAAUGAAAGAAACUGUGAUCAAAGCGGAAGAGGAGCUGGAGAGGAAAGAUCAGACCAUACAGGAAAUGCAAAACAUAAUUGAAAAGUACAAAAGGGAGAUAAACGAAUCGGAAAAUAACCUCAGACAGAAGGAGGAAGAAAAAUGGAAUGACCAACUAAUGUAUAAAAAAGCAGUAGACAAUUUGGAACAAAAAAUUACCCACUUGGAGAAUCAACUAAUUAACAAGGAGGAGGAAAAUUAUCAGUUGAAAAAUAGAAACAAAGAACUGAACGAUGAAUAUACCUACUUAAAAAUGAAGGAAGAAAAAAAUGAAGAAAAUAUUUCCACCUUAAAGUCAAACUUGCAAAUAAACGAGAAGGAAAGUUUUGUGAAAUAUGAAAUGAUCCAAGAACAGAAUAAUAAAAUUGAGCAGCUACUCAUGGAAAAUAAAAAAAACUUGAAAGACAUAGAAUUGCUGAGGAGUGAAAAGAACAAAGUGGAAAAUGAAAAUGAACUUUUGAAAAAAGAUCUGGUGUACGUACAGGAGAAAUUAAAAAGUAUCGAAAAAUACAGCUACGAUAUUUACGAAAUGAAAAACUAUGUGGAGACUGUUAUCGAGAAAAACAGAAAUUUAAUGGAACAGUUGGAGUCGGAGAAAAACCAGAAGGAAGAACUGAAAGGGAAAAUAAAAGUUUUUCUUACCGAAAUGAAUAAUUCUGCAAUAUGUCUCAAAUCGUAUAAAAUGAAAUGUUCCUUCUUUGUUGACGUUCUGAGGAAGUGUGAAGCAAAGAUGGGUCUUCUUCGGAAGAAGCUCAAGGGUUAUGAGUCUGUGGAGAGUUUCCAUGCCAGGUGGAUGGCGCAUCCCGCGUUGGGUGUACCCCUGGGGGGGGUAGGAAGUGAUAGUCCAGACAACCUUGGUGAACAGCAUAAAAAUUGCAUCAGACAAACCAUCCUCCUGAGGGAAGAACUCCAAAUGGAGAUAAGCAAGGCAGAAGAAGUCACGGAAAAAAUGCUGAAACUACAAAACAUGGUGAAGGACAAAAAUUUACUCAUAAAUGAAAAAAACUACAAACUCAACAAAUAUAAGCUCCUAAACCAGAAUCUACAAAAUGCCAUCGUGGGGUACCAAAGUAGCAUGAAGGCAAUGAAGGAAAACAUACAUAACUUAGAAAAACAAAUCGCACUGAAGGAAGUGAAAAGUAUAAUAGUACCACCAAAGGUCACUGUGCACGUGUCGAAACUGGCCUCCUUUGAAAAUAAUUUAAAAAAUGAACUCAAGGGGCUUAUUGGAAAUUCCUCCACCUUUUUAGAAAGUACCUUUAAGUAUAUAAAUGAAAACCCCAUUAAAAAGAACCUCCAGAAUAAAGCCUUCUUUUCCUCCACAACGGAGAAGAAAAGUGACGACGGGGAUAACAGAGGGGGUAGCACAGUUAAGGAGGCCCCAGCAAAUAGUGUGUCCAACGCGGAGGGAGCAGUACCCAAUUUGGCUAAUACCAGUAUUGGAACCGCCAGCCCAGGCGAUGGCAGCCUCGCGGAUGUCACUGGGUUUGCCAAAAAUUUUAUUUACACGAAUAUGAAUCGAAUCCCCAGUUUCAUGUCCGACCAGAACGAUAAAAACAGUUCCGCGCAGUUGGGCGUGGCGACGAGAUUCGACAUACCCCACCCGAGCGAAGAUACGAUCGUUUGGGAGAAUGAUGGAGCAACGAUGGAGGGAAAGCAUGAGGAGGAAAACCAGGUGGAAGCCAGCCCCAUAGAGGAUAAGCACGUAGAGCCGAACCAGGUGGAGCGCCUCAAGCCAGACGGAGACAACAAAUACAUCGACCUGUUCAUGGGGAAAAAGAACCUGAACAAGGUCAGCAGCACAAGUGACAUUCUAAACGUGCAACACGUUUCGCAGUUUUAUGCAAACACGGAAAAUAAAAUUAAAGACUUAUUCGACAUGAAUAAAAAGAAGGAGUCUCCGAAAAUAAAAGAAAAGGAGGAAUCUCAGAAAAGCUUCCAUUCCAGUGAAAAUGCCUUUUUCCCCAUGCACAUCUUCGGUGGCAGCAAAAUGAAGGAAGUAUUUCCAACUCGUCCAGGGGAUGCAAAAAAUGACGGUAAAUUAAGUUGUUCCCCCGCAUCUGGGGAAAACUCAAAUAAGUACGACCUUGCUGGGUGCAAAAAGAAGUCCCUAAAUAGUUUGUAUUAUGAUAACAACCCAGCAGCAGAGGGGAAUACAAAAGAUGAAACAAAAGAAAUGGACAAACGUCAGGAGAAGUUGCUGCCCAGUUCGUCUGACGAAGACGCACAAAUAAACAACGACGUGUGGGAUGAGAAAAUCGAUUUGGAUAACUUGGAAGUGGACGAGUUGUAA
This is a messenger RNA of Plasmodium coatneyi, 3444 nucleotides long. RefSeq names its product Rhoptry protein. The record is from RefSeq and is a predicted model, not a curated record. The coding region runs from base 1 to 3444 and encodes 1147 amino acids. Lineage: Eukaryota; Apicomplexa; Aconoidasida; Haemosporida; Plasmodiidae. The transcript is spliced from 2 exons.